This is a messenger RNA of Cydia splendana, 1889 nucleotides long. RefSeq names its product paired box protein Pax-6-like. Lineage: Eukaryota; Metazoa; Arthropoda; Insecta; Lepidoptera; Tortricidae. Gene Ontology annotation, molecular function: RNA polymerase II cis-regulatory region sequence-specific DNA binding; DNA-binding transcription factor activity, RNA polymerase II-specific. The transcript has 6 exons. The record is from RefSeq and is a predicted model, not a curated record. The coding region runs from base 375 to 1862 and encodes 495 amino acids. Gene Ontology annotation, biological process: regulation of transcription by RNA polymerase II; anatomical structure development.
UUUGGGAAAGUAAGCCGUUCGAAUUUAAAAAGCCAAGAACGGGACGGAAGGUUACAAUCGAAUCGAGCGCUGCCGUAAUUUUUGACGCGUUCGGAAAUCGAAUUAAGAGCGUUAGAGUGAGAGGUGCGCGGAGGCUCGAGUCCGUGAAGGCAGUUCUUGUUAUUGUUUGGAGCGGUGAUUUUUUUUCCGAGGCGUGCGAAUGGGAGUGGGCGCCAGUGGGCGCGUCGGGCACCCAGCGCGCUCUUCAGUGUUCUGGCUGAGCUUCGAGUGAGCGCGUGCUUGCCUAGUGCGUCCGUGCCGAAGGUAUAGGUCUCGGUUCCAGUGUCGGACAGAUAAGACGAGGUCUGAGUGUCGUGGUCUGGCCGCAUGUUAUCAUGUUGAUAUCGGCGGGCAGCGGCCCCACGCCAGAGUUCUCCCCCGCCUCGUGCUGCGCGCCCUGGAAGAUGGAGCCGGCGCCGCCCGCGCCCGCUGCCAUGCCACAACCCCUCAACAUAUCACCCAAUGUACCAGUGUCACCGUCGUCGUCGGGAGGCACCGGUGGCUCCGGGACCCCGCUGUACCCGCCGUCGCACCCCCUCUCCUCCCUGCUGUCGCAGCAGCGGUUGCUCGAGCUGUCGCGCUUCGGCCUGCGACACUACGACAUCGCGCACCACGUGCUGUCACAGCAAGGUGCUGUUACCAAGUUGCUUGGAACCCUUCGACCACCGGGGCUCAUCGGAGGAAGCAAGCCAAAGGUGGCCACGCCGGCCGUCGUCUCUAAGAUCGAACAGUACAAGCGGGAAAACCCCACCAUCUUCGCUUGGGAGAUUCGGGAGCGGCUCAUCUCUGAAGGCGUAUGCACCAACGCAACUGCUCCAAGCGUGUCCUCGAUCAACAGGAUACUGAGGAACCGGGCCGCGGAGCGUGCGGCGGCGGAGUUCGCUCGGGCCGCCGGCUACGGGCUGUACGCCGCGCCGCCACCCUACGGCGCCUUCCCCUGGGCCGGCGGCGGCGGCGUGUGGCCCCCGGGCUCGCUGCCGCUGCCGCCCGGCGUGCCGCCGCCUUCAGGGGUACCGCAUCCUGACAUGCAACAUGGCUUCUUGUCUUCUUCCGGGCGAGGACUAAUAGAUGUCGAUGGCGAUGACUCCGGUUCGCUUGACGGGGAACAACCAAAGUUUAGAAGAAAUCGCACCACCUUCAGUCCAGACCAGCUUGAAGAACUAGAAAAAGAAUUCGAGAAAUCUCAUUACCCGUGCGUCUCAACGAGGGAACGCCUCGCUUCCAAGACGUCAUUGUCGGAGGCGCGAGUCCAGGUUUGGUUUUCCAACAGACGAGCCAAGUGGAGACGCCAUCAGCGCAUGAAUCUCCUCAAGCGCGGUGGCGGCUCGCCCGCACACCGCCUGCCCCACUCCCCGUCCCCCUCCCGCUCCCGUUCGCGUUCUUUGUCCCCCGCGCGCGCCCCCUAUCACACGCCCCAGAUGGGCGGCGAGAAUAGUGCUUUCAAGUCACUCUCCCAUCAAGAUACGGCUCUGAAGGCUCUGUCCCACCAGGCUCAGUUCGAUAGCAACGCACUGAAAGCGCUGUCGCAACAUACGUACGAGAGCGGUGCGUUCAAACCGCACCCAGGGCUAGAUAAUAGCGCGUUCAAAGCGCUUGUCCCGCAUUCGGCGGCGGCUGCGUUGCUGGCGGCGCAGUCGAUACACCUAGCUCGCGGAUACGAGUCGCAUUCGGACACGGACGAGGAGAUCAAUGUGCACGACGAGAGUGACGAUGAGGCUGAUAGACACCACAGCAGGGCGCGGUCGCGCUCGCGGAGCCCCGCGCGGCCGCGCCCUCAGCCGCCCAGCGAUCUGCCUCUGCAACUCACCAAGCACGACCGUUGACGACUAUUAUUCAGUAUUACAGGGCUC